AUGGCGAUCGACGACGGCGACCGGAGCUACCCGGCGUUCGCGGGGGACGACGGCGCCGAGAGCGCGAAAUCCAUCCUGGACCUGCCCGCGGACGUCCUGGCGCUCGUGCUCCGCCGCCUGGACGGCGCGUCGCUGGCCGCGCUCGGCUCCGCGUGCGCCGCCUUCCGCGACCUCGCCGCCGACCCGGCCGCCUGGCGCGCGCACUGCCUCGCGCACUGGCCCUCGCUCCGCGACGCCGACACCGGCCACCACCACCACCACCAUCAGCGCCUCUUCGCCGACGCGUUCCCGUUCCCCGCCGUGCCGGGCUUCACGUUGCCGUCGCCGGCGCCCAUCGUCCCCGCCGAGCUCGAGCUCAGCUGGGUCCUCAUCGACCCGGACUCCGGUCGCGCCGUCAACGCCUCCAGCCGCCGCCCCGUGUCCGUGGACCGGCGGUGGCUCACGGGGGAGACCGUGGUGCGGUUCGCGCUCGUCCUCGGCGGCGUCGUGCUGGACGCCGCCGUCACGUGCGACGAGCGGUACGGCCACGUCAGUGCCCGGGAUGGGCUGGCCGUGGUGGCCGCGGCCAUGGCGGGCGCCAGGCGGGGACGUGGCGCUGAAGAUGAGGCCAAGGCGCGGUAUGAAGAGUUCGUGAAAGGGAGGGCGCACAGGAAGGAGCGGAAGGCCAGGUGGGAGGGCAUCAUCGACCUCUGCUGCUCCGGCGUUGGAGCGGCGGCGCUCCUGGGGUUCCUCGUCAUGCUCACAUUCCGGUGA
Molecule: messenger RNA, 753 nt
Organism: Miscanthus lutarioriparius
Lineage: Eukaryota; Viridiplantae; Streptophyta; Magnoliopsida; Poales; Poaceae
Source: the annotation of a GenBank genome assembly